Messenger RNA from Caenorhabditis remanei, 4572 nucleotides. RefSeq lists its product as uncharacterized. Gene Ontology annotation, biological process: membrane fusion; plasma membrane organization. Gene Ontology annotation, cellular component: membrane. The transcript is spliced from 17 exons. The record is from RefSeq and is a predicted model, not a curated record. Bases 1 to 4572 code for a protein of 1523 amino acids. Lineage: Eukaryota; Metazoa; Nematoda; Chromadorea; Rhabditida; Rhabditidae.
AUGGCUAUCAAGGAUAAACUGAAAAAAGUGAAGCAGAAGCUGACUCCACGAUCAUCUUCGAGUGAAGGAGAGCGUAGUUCGAAGAACAAAGAUGAUGAAGAGAAUUCUGACAACGAUUCCAAAAGUUCCAAUAACACUAGUAAGACAAGUAAAUCAAGUAAAAGAAGUAGUGAGAGGAGCAAUGAAAAAUCUGGAGUAACGGACAUUUCGGAAGACGAGGGAUCAGAUAUCGAAUUGUUGCCUGAUGAUGGGAAGAAUUUCGGGAAGAGAAAACUUCAGGAUACUGAUAAACCGAGUACAUGGAACAUUUUGAUUCGAGUUAUUGAAGCAAAAGAUGUCAGCACAGGAUCCGCUCGAGUUCGUACAGUUUUCGAUGGUCAAUCGAAGAUGACACGAACUGUGACUCAUGCAAUUCCAAAAUGGCGUCAGAAUAUUCUAUAUACUCAGAAAAAUGUUUCAUUGGACAAACUGGCAUCAAAAAUUCUUACUCUUAAGCUGCAACGCCCAACAACUCUCGGAGAGACCAGCAUCGGAGAAUUCUCUUGUUAUUUAUCCGAAGUGAUUCACUCACCUGGUCGAUCUGUUGUGGCGAAAUGGGUUGCUCUAGGGUUUCCCGGAAUGGAAAACGAAGAAUCGGAUGAUUUUGCAUGUGAGAAUUGUGGAUUUCUGAAAGUAACUCUGUCGGUUUAUCGUCUCGAUGAAUCCCCACCACAGUUAAUUGAUGACGAUGGAAAAGAGCAAAUCUGGAGUGGAGCACAUCUCAGUGAUUACACUUUGAAGAUUCGACUUUUUUCUGUUGAGCAAUUGAUUCGUAAAAUGAUAAAUGAGAAGAAGUUGAAGAAGAGACAAAAAUUUUACGUGACAGUGGAAUGUGGUGGACAUAAAACAGAAACAACUCAUGAAACUGCUUGUCUCGAUGAUGAAAGCAAGGAAGAUAAAGACAAUAAUUCUGUCUAUUCUGUUAAAUUCCAACAGGAGAUUUAUGUUCCCAUUCAGUGGCCAACUGUUAUUUCAGAAUUAAUCUUUUCAUUGUAUUCAAAACGAGGACGUUCUAAAACAUGCAUAGGAAAAGCCACAAUUCCAAUGAAACUGAUUUACGAACCAGGAGAAACUGGGUUUCUUCCAACAUUCGGACCAUCAUAUGUCAACGUUUUCGAUUGUGAACGAGUUACUCGUUUCAGUUUAUUCUCGAAAAAGAAUAGAGGAGCACAACAGGAUGGAAGCAGAUUCAUUGCACGUCUAUUUCUUUCCAUUGACUGUGUUGAAUUCAUGGGAGAAUCUGCUGCUCACCGAAUGCAUCUUGAUCAUUCUCCAAUCAUGGAAGCUGAAUCCAUCUCUAACGAAACAGGAUCGUACAAUGCUUUCUGUUCGAUGAGUGCUCUCAAUAUGAUAAAUCCACAAUUCGCAUCAGAUCCCAUUUACGUAAUGAUGUCAAUUGGUUCACAUGGAAGCAUCAGUUCUGAAGAGAAAACAUGCAGUAGUUCAACACUUCCUGCCGAACCAAAUUGGGAUGGCUGCAAAUACUUUUCUAUGCCAUGGGGAAAUCUGCGUCCAGUCACUGAAGUACAUGGCUCCUUUGAAUCAAUUGAUUAUCGAAUUGAAGUGAGCAAUGUAUUGAUGAAAGCUACGAAUAUGUUGGAUAAAAUGAUUUGGGAAAUUCAAAGAAUAGGAAACGGAGCAAUCGAUCAUGUUGCAUCAACUGGAAUCGAUACGUUGGAUAACCUGAAAGAGAUGAUAAAAUCAACUACAGUUUAUCUCAAUCGUGUGAGCAAUCUGGCAAGAAAUGAUCUUGAUAGGAGUUGGCUGUCUUCUCGUAAAGAGAAAAUAGUUAAAUUGAAAGAGCAUUUUGAGAAGGAAGGUCUAGAAGUUGAUUAUUCUGAUGGAGAAGUUGAUGCAAAACUGCUGAGAACUCUACUUCAAAUCAGAUCUCUCACAGUUGAACUGGCCGAAGACGUACAAAUUAGUAUUCCACCAGUAGUCAUAAAGAUGAUGUCAUAUGGAAAACUGAUUGGAUUUGCUAAAAUUCCGAUUUCGGAAAUAUUCCAAUCAAACGAAUAUGCUGAAUCUGGUGAAUGGUGUGGAAGAACGAGACCAAUUAACAUCCAGUGGCCGACUCUUCUUGAUCAGAGAAAUCGGAAAAAGGAGUUUGUCGCCGUUCUUCACGCGAAAAUGUGGUUUGGACCUAAGAACAGAUUGAACGAGUGGAAGAAUCAUGUGGAGCCAGCUGAAGUGAGAAGAUUUGUGGAAGUGUAUGAGAUGCAAUCGAAAGGACUCACUCAGAAAUGGAAGGAUAAUGAUACCGAUUUGUAUGAUGGAAAUGGAGAGAAGAUUGACGGUGCACCUUCAUUGGACGAAGAUCGACAUCCCAUUGGUCCCUGGAUUGUGAUGAAUACAAGAGAGAUGUUUGUUCCAGAACUGGGAUAUAAAACAAUUUAUGACAAACUGUUCGAAGUACAAAAGAAAACAGACGGAAAAUGGAAACUCUUCCAAUAUACAGAUAUUCAUGGAAAAGAACUAAAUCCAGAAGCACUCGAGAAGGCGUCCAUUGGACUCAGAAAAUCCAGUUGGAUUGCUGACAAACUGAGGAAUAAUGGAGAUGAAAAAGGAUAUGUUUAUUCUACCAGUGGAGCAUUGUUUGGAGAUCAAGUGAACAACGAUCGAAAGGAAAUGGAAUUCCACAAAUUCAGAAUGAGAUGCGUGAAAAGACCUAGAAAAAUAGAGGAUUAUGACAAGAAACUUGAUGACUUGGAGUUUUGUCGAUCCCAAAUGGAAGAUACAAACUGGGAAUACACCUCUGUUAAGAAGGAAGGACCCUAUCAUGAUGGAGAGUAUGGGGCUGAUAAAUACAGAAGAAGACGAUACAUUCGAGAAGUGGAGCAAAACGAUUCUCCUGAUGAAGAUCCAAGAUUUCGUUUGUACGAAUAUCAAGCACAAACUGCAAAAUGGCAACUACGAUGCUACAUUAUGUGGGCGAAUGACCUGCUUCCUGUCGUCAAAAAUUCCUCUCGUGCUUUCGUUCGUGUUUCUUUUGUCCAUCAAACAAAACAAACGUUGCUCGUGGAUAAUUCUCAGAAUCCGCUUUGGAGUGAAACAAUCAUGUUCAAGUCGAUUUUGAUAGCUGGUGGAACUCAUGAUAUUAUGAGAAACCCUCCAGUUAUCUCUGUCGAAGUAGUUGGAGAGUGCACGAAUAAUGAAGAAGCGAAUCUCGGAAAAUUCGAGACGACCCCAACUGUUAUUUGUUCGAAUAGAGAUCAUCGUGGUACUCCUAGGUGGUUUCCAUUGAGAUUCUCUAAAGGAAGAACUCGUGGAGCAGUUUUGGCUUGUUUUGAGUUAUACCAAGAAGAGGAAAAAGAUCUUAUUCCAUUGGAACCGGGGAAGAAACAUAAUGCAAAAGAAAGAAAUGAAAUUCCACUUGAAUUUCGACCACAAUUCGACAAAUAUCAUAUUCAAUUUUUGUGUUGGGGUGUCAGAAACUUGAAGAAGCAUAAGCUUCUUUCUGUCCGUCGUCCAUUCGUUGAACUGGCAAUUGGAGAUCAAGAAUUCACCUUGGACCCUCUGAAAGAUGUUCGUAGAAAUCCGAACUUCCCAGAACCAAUGAUCGUUUUUGCUGAAGUGAAUCUUCCGUCUGCUCUCGAACUCUCUCCUCCAUUCAUCAUCAAUCUUUUCGAUUCAAGAUCAUUCAACCGAAAACCACUGGUCGGAUGUUGUUUGAUAUCUGAUCUUCAUAAAUAUGUAUCCUACAUCAUUCCAAAGACCAAAAGUGAUCAAGCCGAGAAAUGGGAGGAACUAGAAGAUUUGAUAGCAGGGGAACAUGAGAAGAUUGCAAAAAUGGUGAAGAUUCCAUCACUUACGAAAGACAUAAUGGUUCCAUUGGACUGGUGGAGCCGUUAUUAUGCUUCAAUGUCACAAUUUCAUCGAUCACCUGGAUAUCCGGAAUCUGGUAUGGAGUACUUGAGAGUUUUCCGUCUUCCACUCGAAGAAAUGAACGGAUACAAUCAUUUCACGGAUUUCUUGGAUACCUUUCCAUUCGUUAAAUCAAUGAAAGGAGACUUCGACGAUCCAGAAGAAAAAGAGAAAGCAGGAGAACUGAAAUGCCGACUCUUGAUUUCUAAAAUCAAGAAAGACAAACCACCAGCAGCAAUCAAUCCAGUUGUUGACUUCGUUGGGCCAACUGAAUGUGUUGUUCGAGUUUACAUAAUUGAGGCGAAUGGAUUGAUUUCAAAUGCUCGAAAAGGGCGGAUCGAUUCAUAUGUUAAACUUCGUUGUGGUAAACAAAAAGUGAACCUGAAAAAGAAUUAUCGGGCUGAAUGUUGUGAUCCCAUAUUUGGAGAGAGGAUUGAUAUGAUGGUCACAAUUCCAUUAGAAAAAGAUCUCACGAUCACUGUGAUGGAUAAAAGAAGAAUUCUCUCGGAUCAAGAAAUUGGUUCGACAACGAUUGAUCUUGAGAACCGUCUUCUAACUAAGUGGAGAGCAACAUGCGGUCUCAGUGGGCAGUAUACUGUACACGGAGAGCAUCAAUGGAGAGAUCAAAUGACUCCUUUGGAGAUACUAAAAUCGUUAGUUAAAAAAUAA